Drosophila navojoa is the source of this 1365-nucleotide messenger RNA. RefSeq names its product peroxisomal biogenesis factor 13 (gene Pex13). The record is from RefSeq and is a predicted model, not a curated record. Gene Ontology annotation, biological process: protein import into peroxisome matrix, docking. NCBI's taxonomy places the organism in Eukaryota, Metazoa, Arthropoda, Insecta, Diptera, Drosophilidae. Gene Ontology annotation, cellular component: peroxisomal importomer complex; peroxisomal membrane; peroxisome. Gene Ontology annotation, molecular function: protein binding.
AUUGUUUUUCUUGUAUUUAUUAUUUAAAUUGAUUUGGGUUGCGUAAAUAGUAUCCUCUCCGCUGAAGACAAGCUAGCAUAUUAGUAAGCCAUCGAAAAAAUUAAUUAAUACACAUUAAUAUACAGUCUACAGCAACAUGGGUGACAACAACAACCUGCGAAGCGCUGUUAUUAAUGAGGCCCCUAUGCUGACCACUCCAUAUGGCAAUGUGCGAGCGCUAUCAGCACCACCGCCCCUACCACAAUCGCCGUUGCAACAGACUUCAUAUGGAUACGGCGGUGGCUAUGGCAACAUGGGUGGCUACGGCAUGGGCUUAGGCGGCUACAGCGCAGGAGGCUAUGGUACAGGCGGAUAUGGCUAUGGCAGCAUGGGCUAUGGUAUGGGCGGUUUCGGUGGCUAUGGCGGCAGCUACGGUGGCUACAACAGAUUUGGUGGCAUGAACAGCAACGAUCCCGAGCAGCGGUUUAUACAAAUGGCCGAAAAUAGUUCACGUCCCGCAUUCGAAAGCAUCGAAUCGCUAGUCUCAGCCAUUGGAAACAUUGCUUCCAUGCUGGACUCAACUUUCUUUGCGCUGACAAGCUCGUUUCGUGCCAUUCUUGGCGUGGCCGCAAAUUUCGGACGCCUGCGCACUGUAUUCGCGCAGUUCUGGACAACGUUUGCGCUAUUCCGCGGUCUAAAAUGGAUUUACAGAAAAAUACUGUAUUGGCUACGCAUCUCGAACUUGGAUCCUUCAUCGGAAGCUUUCAAGAAAGCUUUUGCUGAAGCUCUCAACGACAACAGUAAUCAGCCUGGCACUGCGCCACGUUUACCGCGAAAAGGCACCUCGCCGUGGCCAGUAUUGGCCUUCCUCAGUUUCAUCUUUACCGCGCCGUACCUAAUCAUGAAGUUGCUGGGAACUGUGACGAAUACGGCGCAAGAGGAAGCUCGUAAUCCCGCCAAGUGGACUGCCCCCAUUCAGACGCAGGCCAUUUAUAAUUUCCAGGCGCGCAACGAAAGCGAGUUGAGUUUGCGUGCCGGCCAAAACGUUCAAGUGGCUCCACGUGAGAUUCAACAGACGCUUCACCUCCUCAACACAGGCUGGGCCCUGGCUUCAACGAAUGGCCAGAGCUCAGGUCUAAUACCUAUUAGCUAUGUGAAAUCCCCGCAGCAGCUACGACAGGAACGGCAGGAACCCGUCAAACCACUGCCACCGCAACCGGAGCUAAUGAAUCUGUCUACAAGCGCAUUCCCCAACCCACCAGUCGACCAGCAAAUGAACUACGAAUUCAAUUUGGCCGCACAGCAGCAGCAACCGCUGGGUCCCCCGUCCACGACAGCAUUUGACGAAGGAUUUGCCUAGAGUGUGCAGAAGCCUCAACACUUAGC